Striga asiatica is the source of this 1584-nucleotide messenger RNA. The record is from the annotation of a GenBank genome assembly. NCBI's taxonomy places the organism in Eukaryota, Viridiplantae, Streptophyta, Magnoliopsida, Lamiales, Orobanchaceae.
AUGAAAAUCUGUAUUGCACCCAUAGUUUUGUCAGCAUGGCUCACGCUCUUGGCCUACAGACUCUCAUCAUCAAGAAGAAGAAGAAGAAAGCAUGUACAGAUUCGUCAUCAUCACAACGCAAUCGGUGAACUACCGGAUUGUGUCCUGAUCUCCAUCCUCACGCUCCUGCCGGUCAAGGAUGCUAUUCGGACCAGCGUCUUGUCCAAACGGUGGACGACCCUUUACAAAUUUGUCGUCCACCUCAACCUCCACUGCCAUCACCUCGAUGAUGACCGUUAUAGAUUUGAUAUGGUCCAAGGAUAUGUGUAUCGCCAUUACAAUGUAGACAUCAGCUUCAUCACUCGUCGCCUUUUUAAAUCGAGCGCGAUCGAUAUCCAUCACAUAUCCUCAAAGUAUUUCGACUCCCGACGUGGUUCUAAAAUCCAUAGUCUUGUUUUCUGUUGUUGUCUGAUCAAAUCAUACCGCUACCCCUUUCCAUACAUGGGAGGAUUCCGGGCAUUCCUUAAAUAUCUAGAUAACACAGCCGGCAUUAAGAAACUUGUUGUUCAAUGUUGUUGUUCGGCACAGCCCUGCUGCCGUUAUUCGUUUUCUUGGGUCCACCUUCUUUCCUGUAUGCCCCGCUUGCGGUACUUGGAGUUUAAAUCGAUCUACACCUGGCCGUGCUUGCCCAAAUUGCAUACUAAUAUGUCCCUCCGGAAUCUGAGGUUGAGUAAAGUUACUCUACUCGACGGGGCACUAGACCUCAUCCUGUCGGCUUGUUUGGGCCUCUGCUCAUUGAGGAUGGAUUACUGUGAGUUUCGUUGUUCGAAAUUGCAUAUACGUGGGCCCAACCUUCGACUGGAGCAUCUCAACAUCGAGGAGUGCAGAGGGGUGCAGGAGAUCAAGCUGUGUGCCAACAAUCUUGUUACCUUUGAGUUCCAGAGCCACAGUAAAGUAGUCGAGCUCAUAUUCGACCAUGUCCCUCGGCUGCAGAGCAUGUAUUAUGAUGUCUUUCAACAAGACGUUAUGUAUCAUGUUUGUGUUAGACUUCCCUCUGAAUUGCCUACCAAUCAGCUCAACUCGUUAGCUUUGGUUAACAAAUACGAUAUCAGUAAACAUGUUAGCAAGCUUGCUCGGACUAACACAAAUAGUAACCUUAGACAAUUAAGGUUGCGGUUUUCUCAUACAGCCUACACAACUAUGCUUCUGGGGAUAAUUCCACUUCUUCGGACUUGCCCGCGCUUACUCGAGUUUCACUUGGAUACUGAAUCUGUGGAAACUGAUGCAAUGAGACCACCGACAGCAGAAACUCAUUCACACUUGAAAAAAGUGGAAAUAACAGGAUUUUGUGGAUCUAUAAACGAAAUCGAGUUUGCGUUGUACAUCCUUGAAAAUGCAACCUGUCUGGAGCAAAUGCAGAUAAGCCGGUGUCCCAAGUGGCACUCUGACAAGCCUCGGUGGUGUCAACAGACACGGGAAAACAUCCGCCAACAGUUGCAAGGCCGAGCUCUUUCGGAGACCGCACGAGUAACUAUUCGACAUUUUCCUGCCUACGAUGAUACUUGGUCGAAAUGCCAGACUGAUUAUGAUAGUCGUUGUCCUUGA